Messenger RNA from Suillus paluster, 1224 nucleotides. Its product is annotated as L domain-like protein. The transcript has 4 exons. The record is from RefSeq and is a predicted model, not a curated record. The coding region runs from base 1 to 1224 and encodes 407 amino acids. Lineage: Eukaryota; Fungi; Basidiomycota; Agaricomycetes; Boletales; Suillaceae.
AUGUUCUUCGACUUUCGCAUUCCUGAAUCUAGGCCUGAUCCUGAAGCCCAGCUUUCCCAAUGGCCUCCUCUUCACGUUCACAAGCGUCAAUGCAACUGUCAGAUAGACAAGAAGAAGAAACGCAGACGCAGGUCGUGCUGCUUAAUUCUUCUCAUCAUCAUACUCUUGUUUUUGAUCGGAGAUACCAUCUUCCUCAACAUACGCGUCCUUAAUAUGACCAUGACCAUCAACAACUCCCCAUUAAUGACAAAUACCACAACUCCCAACUUUCUCUCCGCCAAUGCCCAACAGUGCUUGUCCCAGUACACCCUAGACGCACCUUCCAGCCCAUCAUCCUACCCAUGCUCCACUUGCUUGUCCACCCUCCAGACGGUCCCAUCCACCUAUCUAUCUUCAAAUACCCAGAACGCACAGCAGAUCCUCAACGCUAUCCAGUUCUGUGGUCUGCGCGGCAUAUUCGACACCGCCAACUCCCAAGGUCAAGCAUCACUCGGAAAUGGUAGUUGGGUCAACAACGUCAAAUUCUGUGCUUGGAACGGUGUCACUUGCGAUAGCUCUGGUAGAGUUUCAAAUCUCCAGUUGACGUUCCCUGGAGUACCAGCAACUUUACCCAACGAACUUGGAGCACUCACCGGACUCCAGACGUUGCAAGUCAUCGGAGGUAACAGCAUACCAGCUGGAUCGCUGCCUUCCUCCUUCACCAACCUCACCUCCCUCUCCAACCUCCAUAUCGAGGCAACAGCCAUCACAGCACUCCCAGACAACUUAUUCUCCUCCCUCAAAGCUGUAACCACCUUCACCCUCGUUCGCAACCCCAUGAUGGGCACCUCUCUCCCAUCCACCUUGACGAAACUCCCACUACAGAAUCUCGUCGUCAACUCCCAGAACAUCACCAACCCCCUCUCAUCACUCUCUUCCAGCUCAACACUCCAAGCGUCUCUCCAACUCCUCGAUUUAUCAAGCACCUCCCUCACCGGCAUCAUCCCAAACACCAUCUCAUCUUUCUCAGCACUCACUCAACUCCUGCUCUCCAAUAACAACCUCCAACCGCCCCUCCCAAACACUUUCCCACCCUCGCUACAGAUCCUCUCCCUCCAGAACAAUACCGCGCUCACUGGGACCGUCCCUAGCUCGCUCUGCUCCAGUACGCAGCUCAAGAACUGCUCGUUGCAGAACACGGGACUGAACGCGACUGGUGGAUGUGGAUCUUGUCAGUUCUUGUGA